Messenger RNA from Perca flavescens (yellow perch), 1639 nucleotides. RefSeq names its product KAT8 regulatory NSL complex subunit 2 (gene kansl2). The record is from RefSeq and is a predicted model, not a curated record. Bases 97 to 1548 code for a protein of 483 amino acids. The transcript has 9 exons. Gene Ontology annotation, cellular component: NSL complex. NCBI's taxonomy places the organism in Eukaryota, Metazoa, Chordata, Actinopteri, Perciformes, Percidae.
CAGCUUGUUUCUGCAGUGGUUAAUGCAAGAAGAGAAAACCGACGUAGUGUGUUUCGGAAGCUAAACCCAGUUGGAUCGCCGUGAGGAAGACUUGCGAUGAACAGGAUACGAAUCCACGUUUUGCCUUCAAGUCGGAACCGGGUGACCCAGACACCUCGUCCCCAGGAGCCCCUGGCCUGCUCCUUUACCCAGCGACCAUGCUCUCAGCCUCGCCUGGACGGCCUGGAGUACUGCAUCAAACACAUUUUGGAAGAUAAGAAUGCUCCAUACAAGCAGUGCAGUUACGUCUCUGCCAAGAAUGGGAAACGCUGCCCCAAUGCUGCACCAAAAGUCGAAAGAAAAGAUGGAGUGACGUUCUGUGCAGAGCAUGCUCGCAGGAACGCCAUGGCCCUCCGUGCUCAGAUGAGAAAGGCAUCUUCUGGUCCGUCCCCAGAGUCACUGUUGUCUCAGCUAAGUGGAUACAACCGCGCAGAGAUGCACAGCAUUGACGGAGGACGCUCUGAAGCUAGCCGGAUUCUAGAUGAGGACAGUCUGAGUGAGGAGGAGCAGGGCCCCUUGGUACUAGACCAGACAUGGAGAGGAGACCCUGACAGUGAGGCAGACAGUGUUGACAGUGAUCACGAGGAUCCUCUGAAGCAUGCAGGGGUGUACACGGCAGAGGAGGUGGCACUCAUCACUCGAGAGAAACUCAUCAGGCUCCAAUCCCUCUACAUUGACCAGUUCAAACGCCUGCAGCACCUGCUUAAGGAGAAGAAGCGCCGAUACCUGCACAACCGCAAAGUGGAGCACGAAACUCUAGGGAGCAGUCUGCUGACAGGGCCUGAAGGUCUGUCCAUGAAGGAGAGGGAGAACCUGAAGAAGCUCAAAGCUCUGCGCCGAUACCGUCGUCGGUACGGUGUGGAAGCCCUGCUGCACCGGCAGCUUAGGGAGAGGAGGCAGGCUGUGACAGACGGAGCUCCUCAGCCACACACAAGAACGGUGCAUGAGAAGUGCAUCUCCUUUGUGGAGGGAACUCGAUGUACCAACCCCUGCAUGCCUAUGACCAGGCACUGUGUCUCACACAUCUUCCAGGACGGCAAUCAGGUGCUUUUCAAAAUGUGUCCAGGCCUGAAAGAUGUCCCAUGUGAGCGCACCGUGCAUAUGGGUCAGUCGGACGAUCCUCGCUGCCCGCUGCACCUCACCCUGCCUCCCCCCAUGUACCAGCCUGAGCAGGAGCCUCCACCACAGGAGCAGAUCACCACUGCAAGCAGGGACAUGUAUCUGAGUGCAGCAGAGCUUCAGCCCACAGAGAGCCUUCCACUAGAGUUCAGCGAUGACCUGGAUGUGGAAGGGGACGGUAUGCAGGGUCCUCCGUCCCCCCUACAGUUUGACACGGCCCUGGCCCUGGAGGACCAGACCAUCCGAGCCAUCGCUGAGGCCCCAAUGGACAUCCUGACUGGAGAAGACCCAGACCUGGAUGCCUCGGAACACGAGCUCUCGGAAAGAGAUGUGGAUGCCAUCAUGCAUGACCAGGUUAACUCUCAAUCGGGGGCAUCUCGAAUAUCUUGAUUCUUAUGAACGAUGGCACCCAUACACUGCGGUAACACUCCUUCAGUUUUGUUGUAUGUAAUGUAUGGGUCUAAUAAAAUCUUGGUCACAA